AUGGCAAUGUCUCUCAUCCAAGCGUGCCGCAGUCUGGCUCUCUCAACAUGGCUGCUUUCCUUUUGUUUCGUGCAUCUGCUCUGCCUGGACUUCACCGUGGCUGAGAAGGAGGAAUGGUACACCGCCUUCGUGAACAUCACCUACGCGGAGCCCGCGUCGGACCCCGGGCCCGGAGUGGCGGGCGGCGGCGGCACGGAGCUACACACCGAGAAGACUGAGUGCGGGCGCUACGGGGAGCACUCGCCCAAGCAGGACGCCCGCGGGGAGGUGGUCAUGGCCAGCUCGGCCCACGACCGCCUAGCCUGCGACCCCAGCACCAAGUUCGCCGCCCCGGCCCGUGGCAAGAACUGGAUAGCCCUCAUCCCCAAGGGCAACUGCACCUACAGGGAUAAGAUCCGGAACGCGUUCCUGCAGAACGCCUCCGCGGUGGUCAUCUUCAACGUGGGCUCCAGCACCAACGAGACCAUCACCAUGUCCCAUGCAGGUGUAGAAGACAUCGUGGCAAUAAUGAUUCCUGAGCCAAAAGGGAAGGAGAUAGUAAGCCUGCUGGAAAGGAACAUCACGGUGACCAUGUACAUCACCAUCGGAACCCGGAACUUGCAGAAAUAUGUGAGCCGCACUUCGGUUGUGUUUGUCUCCAUCUCCUUCAUCGUCCUGAUGAUCAUAUCCCUCGCAUGGCUGGUCUUUUAUUAUAUCCAGAGGUUUCGAUAUGCAAAUGCCAGGGACAGGAACCAGCGCCGACUGGGAGAUGCGGCAAAGAAAGCGAUCAGCAAGCUCCAGGUCAGAACCAUCAAGAAGGGUGAUAAGGAAACAGAGCCCGAUUUUGAUAACUGCGCAGUUUGCAUCGAAGGAUACAAGCCCAAUGACAUUGUGCGGAUCUUGCCCUGCCGGCAUCUUUUCCACAAAUCCUGUGUUGACCCCUGGCUUCUAGACCAUCGCACCUGUCCCAUGUGCAAGAUGAACAUUCUUAAAGCCCUAGGGAUCCCGCCCAAUGCCGACUGCAUAGAUGACUUGCCCACCGACUUCGAGGGAUCUCUAGGAGGCCCACCCACCAACCAGAUCACAGGCGCGAGCGACACCACUGUGAAUGAAAGUUCAGUCACCCUGGACCCUGCUGUCCGGACGGUGGGAGCCUUGCAGGUGGUCCCGGAUACAGAUCCCACCCCGCAGGAAGGAGAAGUCAUCUUUACCACUAACAGCGAGCAGGAACCAGCUGUAAGCAGUGAUUCUGACAUCUCGCUGAUUAUGGCAAUGGAAGUUGGACUGUCUGAUGUAGAACUUUCCACUGACCAAGACUGCGAAGAGGUUAAGUCUUGAAAUGGUGACUACAGAACAAAGGGGUGGUAGGACCAAGGGAAAGGGAGGGAGGAGGACCUCAAGAAUUGGACCCGGCUACACACACCUCCAGAACCACUUGAUAACUCCAUGGCGCUCCGCUCAAGAAUGGUAAUGAAAGCAAUAUCCAAAGUCACGUUAAUCAGGAAGUCGUCUCUCCAUCUGUACAACAGUCCAUGGCCUUGGCAGCUGGGAAGUCGAAAGCUGAUUUUCCCUCCCAUGUCCUUGUAGACACACUUCAGGAGCUCCUAAAACAGACCGAAAGGACACGCUUAGGGCUUCUUAGUUUUAUUUCCUUUUCUUCCAGGUCUUGUUUUGUUGUUUGGGGAAUGUUGUUUGAUUUCUUUGUUAGUUUCUUUCUAAAGACUGUGUGCAGUUUACAUGAUGUCCACCCCUUCGGUUGACUCCAGCUUUUGUACAGAGUUCUGUUUCGAAGCAGCAGUUCCUGCUGUGACCGGUUUGUACGCUGUCUCUGAGAUGAAUGGCCUUGACCUCUCGGCAUGAAGUGUGCUUGGCUUUGGGACGUGCCUCGGCACCCCGAAACAGUCUAAGGCCAGCUUUGUUAAGAAUCUAAGUUCUUUCAAGUGGAUCUUAAAGAUCCUAGCUUCCAGAGACCCCAACACUAAGCUCUGAAUCCACUGAGACUACCACUCAUUAUUUGCAUUCACAUCACGCUCGCUCCCACUUGCCAGGCUCUGUUAAUGGCCCCCGUGAUGUGAGAAGGAAGCUUCAUUUUUGCCUGGAUCUUACAGUGUUUGACUGAAAUUCCAAACUCAGAAGUCCCCUCCUGGGCUGUAGCGCUGUUCUUCAUGACUGUAGGGCUUGUAGCUGGGACCGCAAGCCCGUUUUUAAGACCAGUCACCGCAUAUUCUUCCCAAAAGCAAAAUGUCUGUUAUAGUGGUGUCCACAAGUCUGAAUGAAACAGUCUUUUGUUCCUUCCACAAGUGGCUUCUGUAGGUGAUGGAGGCUUCAGAAGAGACCCAGUCCUCUGGGAACCCAGUGUCAAACACACUGGGUUCUCCCAGGUGUGGGAACACCUGGGUUUUCCCUUAAUCCCAACACAUUUGUGUUAAAACUCACCAGACCUCAAGGAAGGGUUCAUGGGAAUCCUUGGCAGCUUGCUUCCUGGGCUCCCCAAGUACAUCUAAAUCUCAAGUGAGGAGGGAUGUGUGAUCUGAUAAACCAUUUGGUCUAAAAAGUACAGCAUGGGGAAUUUGCUAACCAAGUCUCUCCUAACGGAGAGAGACAAAGAGGGACAGGAAAAGAGGCAUCCAAUGGAUACUGAAACCCACCGGCAUUUUUAAAACUACUUACGUUUU
Molecule: messenger RNA, 2654 nt
Organism: Enhydra lutris kenyoni (northern sea otter)
Lineage: Eukaryota; Metazoa; Chordata; Mammalia; Carnivora; Mustelidae
Product: ring finger protein 150
Exons: 7
Coding region: 1-1317 (438 amino acids)
Source: RefSeq, a predicted model, not a curated record